Molecule: messenger RNA, 437 nt
Organism: Xyrauchen texanus (razorback sucker)
Lineage: Eukaryota; Metazoa; Chordata; Actinopteri; Cypriniformes; Catostomidae
Product: T-cell leukemia translocation-altered gene protein homolog
Exons: 2
Coding region: 168-437 (89 amino acids)
Source: RefSeq, a predicted model, not a curated record
CUACAAAUGUUUUCAAACCACCACUGUGUGCACCCACAUGCAAGGAAGAAAGUGGCUCCGCUUUGUUUACUUAAAAAAUGGAGGCUACAUUACAUAUAUUUCCAGAAAUCUCGUUUGGGUUUCUUGUUUGAAAUUUGCGCCUAUCAUGUGAGACAGCAACCCUAAGCAUGGAGGAAUCGUGGGAUUUUGAAUUCGUGGCUCGUGUUGUUGACAGUAUGGUGUCCUUUCUAUCCGAGUUUGUGGAUGACUGGCUGGCCAACGACAUGAGAGUCGCAGUGUUUAAAAUACUGUUCAGCUGGCUCGUCCUCAGUCUCAUCGCGAUUCACUUCGCCUGGAAAGUGUACGGGAAUACUGUCAACGAUAUGUACUACAGACAGGGAACUGGAGGACAGAAUGGAGGUACCCCUGACACAGCAACCCAUCGGAGUGGAUGGUAG